Stylophora pistillata is the source of this 4614-nucleotide messenger RNA. RefSeq lists its product as uncharacterized. The record is from RefSeq and is a predicted model, not a curated record. Lineage: Eukaryota; Metazoa; Cnidaria; Anthozoa; Scleractinia; Pocilloporidae.
UAAGUCGAGACAGGCUUGAGCGACGGCAACCUUUCAUUACCACGUAAUCCCGAUGAGGUAAUCUCAGGUAGCUGUUUGCUGUCUGAAGGGGAAAAACAUCCCCUGCCUACAGCUUCGGUUGUGCCCUAUACAACCAGCCAUUACUCUUUCACCAAAUCUGAUACUCCUAAUAUACCUGAAGAUGCGACCUCUAUUUCGAUGUCACAAGAUAAAAAAACUAAUGGUGCAGAUCAUGUUGGCAGCUUUGAAGAGGUGCCUGAAGAAGUCAUAAAUUUGAUUGAAGUUUUAUUGAAGGAAGACAACGACGUCACAGGCAAAGAAGAAGAAGAAGAUAUAUACUCAAUUCUGUGGGAUUUUGGCGGACAGGCAGUUUACUACACUACCCACCCACUAUUCCUUACGGACAGAGCAAUAUACCUUUUGGUUAAUGACCUUAGGCGGGACCCACAGGGGAAGGCGGAAUCAGUCAUGAAGCAAGGAACGUUUUGUAAACAACAGGAUAGCUCUCUUUUGAAAACCAAUAGGGAUUAUCUUCAUUUUUGGAUGUCAUCUGUCGCAUCUAUAGCCAUUCAUGAUGAAAGCUAUCCUAAAGAAUGCAAUUCUGAGGUGUUGCCUGAGAAAUUGCCACCCGUGUUUUUAGUUUGCACUCAUGCGGACAAACCCUAUGAUGAAGGUGAUCCAACUGAGCUGGCUAGAAUGACAUUUGGUCACUUACAGACUAAACCCUACCAAGGCCACUUACUUAAUUUCUUUACCGUGGAUAACACCAGGUCUGGUCAUGGGUCUGAGUGUCAAGAAGUUGUGCGCUUGCGUGAGAAAAUAAGAGCCGUUGCAAAAGAAUUACCACAGAUGAAAGACGCAAUUCCAAUCAAUUGGCUUAGAUUUGAAAAGGAAAUGCAAGCUGCGAAGAAUGGAGGUCGCAAAUGGAUUUCCUUUGAGGAUGCAGAACAAAUUGCUUAUGAUGUGUGUCACGUUGCUGACGAUGAAGAAUUUAGAACAUUAUUGAACUUUUUGCAUGAUCAAAGACUUUUAAUUCACUUUGAUGACACUCCGGAGCUGAACAAAAUGGUGGUCUUGGACGCACAGUGGUUGAUUGAUGUGUUCAAGGAAGUUAUAACUACAAUGCCAUUUGACAAUGAGGACAUAAAAUUUAAAAAACUCUGGUUAAGGCUUGAAAAAGAAGGCAUUUUGGAGGAAUCGCUCUUAGAACACGUUUGGGGCUCUUUGUAUCACAACGAGGACACUUGCAAAAGUCUGAUUGCGAUCAUGGAGAAAUUCAGUUUACUAUGUUCUUGGCCAUCUUCUGAUGGUUCAUGCCGGAAGCAGUAUCUGGUACCUUCCAUGUUGAUGUCACAUCCACCAGAAGAUAUUGUGGAACUAGUUGGAUCUGCAGAAAUUCCCCCUCUCUUUAUCAAAUUUGAAUCUGGACAAGUUCCACCUGGCUUGUUUCCCCGAUUGGUGCUGCACUUUUUGCAGUGGUGCAAACAAGAAUGUACCAGCCCAGAGCACCCUCAGCUAUACCACAAUUUUGUCAGAAUUUACGAUUCCAAAGAAGAAAAUUGUUCCGUAGUCCUUCUCUGCCAUAUGUCAUCAAUAGAGGUCGUUCCUUACAGAGGUGACGACGGUCAUGAGGAGGCACACUGUUCAAAGUCAGGGAUGACUUCGCCUUUAGAUAACCACCACGACACCUUUCCUUGCGCGGUAUUGAGGCAACUGGAAUUGAUGCUUGAGUCCAUGCGAAGAGAAUUCUGUUGGCUACAGAUUAUGAAAUAUGAAAUAAGUUUCUUGUGCCCUGUUUGUUGUCAAGGAGGUGCAGUCAGCUACUGCCGCACACAUCGUACAAAAAAUUGCAAGCAAGAAGAAUGCUUGCACUUCAGGCCCGAGUCAAAGCUGUUCAGCGACAAGAAGAUGAUCUGUUGCACCAGAUCUGAAACUGCUAAGAUGAAUAGAAUUUCGAUGAAAAACUUCGAGCCUUGGUUUUCUCCUAUGAGAAAUCAGUUUGCUGUUGAUAAAUGUGGUGACGGAAACUUAGCCUCUGUUGAAGAUGGUGAGGAAAAUUUUUCUGCCAAUGAGUUUUUGCGAAUCCAUUUAACACAGCGGCGAGACGACCAAAAUAUUUCACCACAAUUAAAGGAGAGUCUGCAGCUGGAAGAAGCCUUUCCAGAGAGGUUGGAGUCUGAUUCCAAACGGGGUGAUAUGGUGCAAAACCUGGAUAAAACUACAACAACCACCGAAGUUUCCCUACCUGAUAAUGUUAAGCAAUCCCUCUUGUCAGCGUCGUGCAAUGCCAACGAGAUUGUUCAACAACUGAAGGAGAACCUGCAACUGGACAAAGACGCUCUUGAGCAGCCAGACCCUGACACCAAGAUGAUAAUCCGUAAUCUGGCACAGAAAGCAAAAGAUUUAAGGAGACUUGAUGUCUUCGAACAUUUAAGAGAGAUUGUACCGGCUGGAACUACUGGUCCUUUGCUGCCUGAAAAUCUUCCUGUCCAAAACAUGCCAAUCUCUAAAGCAAGAAAACUUACAAUCGACCUAGUCGGUGGCGAUGAUUGGAUGGAGCUUGCAGAAGGACUGGGACUGACUCCUCAAGAGAUUCGUUUUCUUGACAAGCGUACACUGAACCCAAUGGACGCGGCUCUGUCUUUUAUUGCUAAGCAGCGCCACUUAAGCGUGGGCGAGCUGUACGAAUUGUUAAUUGCACAUGACUUUCCCAUGUUAGCUGACCUUUUGUAAGAAGAUUGUUGCGAGCAAAUAUGUCUGAACUCGGCUUAAUUUUGACCUUUGGUAACAGCCAAUCUGAACCUAAAACGGACACGACAUGCCUGGAUAUUUAGGCUUUUACCUUUUUGUUUUGUUAACGAUAAAGAGUGAGGCGCAAAAUCCUUUCAGCCUGUGUAAUUAAGUCUUGUCACCAAUUAAUCAUAACCAUUGCAAUUUCCGAGAAAAACAGAGAGAUUAGUUAAAUAGGGGCUUGUAAUUCCAGUCUGGAAGGCUCUAAGUGGGGGAUGGUUGGCCAUUUGUAUGGUUAUUCCAAUCAACUCAGUGAUUGGUGGAUUCAUUUGAGUAUAUUCGUUUAAUCGAUCACAUUGUCUAAUUACAACCCUACAGAUUUGUAAAUGAAAUGGAGUUCUUCACCCAAUCACGUUGGAAGAAAUUGUAAACUUAAGGUUAUAAUUUUUUAUUUAAAAGAGACUAUGCAGAUCUCUAUUUCGAAUAUUGCUGUGGGCUUGUCAUAUAGUUUUGGAUAUAGCAUGACUAUGUGAUAAUUUCUGGUAGAGGAUUGUUAUAUGCAUUCAAGUAAGAUGACAUAGUGGAGAUGUUGUAAUACUGUACUGUUUUGAGAGUUGCUGAUUCAAAUAGGCUAUAUGUAAAGUUACUGAAAUGAAAGUCCUCAAAUGAUAUGCCUAUGAAAGAACCUAGAAGUUUCAAAGAGAAAUAUACAUCCAUAAAAAGUCAUGCCGUCGAUGAGAUUUAGUUUCUUAUCGUAUAGUAUUUUUACACUGCUAGUAUCAGAUGACUUUGAUUUUAUCUUGCAAAUGUAAAUUCAUAUUUCGUUUAGCAGAGGUAGUCACGUAACAAUUGACAUAAGCACGAGAUUCGAAGAGUAAUGUUGUCUGAGGCGACAAAUGAAGCUUUUAACCUACUUUGAAUUAAGAUUUGCGUUUCAAUAGUUGUACUCAGCUUUCAAAAUCAUGACCUCGUAAACGCUUUCUAUAGCUCACAGCGGUUUACGUUUGAAAGCAAAGUAAGGCUUGGUUAAUCUUCUAGAGAAAGAAGCAAUUCAUUUUUCGACCCUUUGAAGAACAUUAGUCUCCUACAGGUUUGCUGUAGUUUGUUACAAAUCAACGUUUUGGAGUGUGUAUUUUUUGUGGUGUUAACUUGUUUUGGUAUGAUCGCCAUUACUACCUAUGCAAAUUAUCCCUACAAACUAUAUCUUAACGCUAGAGCCAGUCUUAUUUCAAUGGUUCCCAAUAUAGCACGCAAAGUCAGUCAAAGUCAUAAUCGCCCUGAAAACACCGACAUCUUGGAAACUACUUUAAUAGUUUUAAUAAUUUGACUUAAAAGUCAAAUAAAUGUAAGGAUUCAUCAGGGCAAUAGGCUUAUUAGAAAAAUCAUAGACUCUAAUUUUUAGUGUAACAGCAACUUUUGAGUGAGUGUGGUAUGCAUUAAGCUUAACUCUUUUUCAGUAAAAUAAGAAGAAUGUGGCAGCGAAAUCGCCUGUAACUUACGCAUGCGUAAAGCCUUACCACUGUGGUAGUGACUGUGCCCCCGAGUAAGGUGUUGGUCUUCACGUGAAGCUUAGUAAUGAGGUCAUGUUUUUCUGAAUAGUUGCCAAGCUUGAACAUCGAUGUCUUCCGUCUAAUUUGUUGAGAUUUUCUAGGUUACUUUCUUGAAAUUCAAACAUUACACAAAUGUCGAGAGCUAUUUUUAUUUACCGGAGAACUUACACGAGAAGAGAGCUUUCUCACAUGGGCCCUCGAACAGCUAAAUCAUAUAACACGAACUGAUUAAGUUACCGAAACGAAAAGAGUUGCAGUUGAGGUAAAACUAUAUUACACAAAAUAUGUUAUGCAAUAAAAAGAGUCAUUAACAUAACCAAAAAUCAUCCAACUC